AUGCUGAAACAACAGCAACAACCCGGCUCAGGCGGGAGAAAAGCGUCUAACGGAACAUCGGGCCCGGGCGGUAUGUCUUCCCCAGUCAGUGGCAUCAACAGCGGCAGCAGGACACCGUCGGGAAGGAACCGAAACUCUGCGAAGCCAUCAUUCCAAUCAUCUCCUGUGUUUGAGGGUGUGUACAACAAUGCAAGAAUGCUUCAUUUCCUCACUGCUGUAGUGGGGUCAACAUGUGACAUAAGAGUGAAAAAUGGAAGCGUAUUUGAAGGCAUUUUCAAAACUCUGAGUUCUCGGUGUGAACUGGCAGUGGACGCUGUACACAAACGGAGUGAGGAUGGAGGGUCAACCUCAGUUCCACCAAGGAGAGAGGAGAUUACUGACACCAUGAUCUUCAGUCCCUCAGAUUUAGUCACGAUGAUCUGCAGAGAUGUAGACCUAAACUAUGCCACCAGAGACACCUUCACAGACACAGCCAUCAGCUCUAGCCGCAUCAACGGAGAACAUAAAGAGAAGAUUUUACAGAAGUGGGAUGGAGGAGACAGCAAUGGAGAGAGUUAUGAUCUAGAAAAUGAUGCUUCUAAUGGCUGGGAUGCCAAUGAGAUGUUUCGUUACAAUGAAGUUAAAUAUGGAGUCACCUCGACCUAUGAUUCCAGCCUCUCCAUGUAUACAGUUCCAUUAGAGAGAGGCAACUCUGAGAACUAUCGGCAGAGGGAGGCGCGCGCUGCCCGCCUGGCCAGUGAGAUCGAAUCAAGCCCCCAGUAUCGCCAUCGCGUGGGCCUGGAAAAUGAGGAGACCAAAAGUGAGGAGGACAAAUAUAGCGCUGUGGUGAGGGAUGGCAACGAUCGGGAGAAGGGUCGUGAGAGCCCCCGGGACAGAGAGCGCGAAAGAGGCCGAGACAGUCCUGGAGCCAGCAGCAGGGAGGGUAAAUACGUUCCAUUACCUCAGCGCCAGAGAGAGAUGAAUCGAGAACGAGAGCGGGCCGAAAGAGGCCCAGGUGGGCCCUCACAACACAGUCGUCUUGGCGGUGGUUACCGCUCUACCCCUCCAUCCUCCUCUUCCUCAUCGCCCAGACCUCCACUGCCCUCUGCUACUGGACCCCAGUCUGGGAUGUCUCCCUCAGAGAGAAGCAGCCCUCUGUCAGUUCGAGGUGGUCCCCACCAACCACAGGGAAGCCCCAGCCCGGGCCCAGGCUCCGGCCCCGCAAGUCCAUACACACCGGCCUCCCCAGGGGGUCAGGCGACCUCGCCAGCCUCUGCCUCAUCUGCCACAUCUCCAGCCAGCCCCCCCGCCCCACAUGGACAUGCAGUUCCUCAUUCCCACUCACUCCCACACUCGUUGUCUGAUGGCAGCAGACCUGUUAAUGGAGUCUCAUCUAAAACAUCACCAAAAGCCCAAAGACCGCCUCAGUCGAGCAGGACAAACCGUAAUCCCAGCUGUCAUGCUCAGUCAGCAGCUGCCCGUUCCCCUAAAUCGAUCUCUUCCCAGGACCCGCCUUAUUUGGACACUUCUUCUGUCUCCCUGCCUACCCAGAAGACAUCUGGUCCCGCCCCCCUCUUUCCUGUAGAUGUGAAUGUGAUCCUUGGCACAGCUGCAAAAGAACGUGCCGCAGAGAGCCCGGCCAGCACGGAGGACGGCAAGAGCAGCAAAGUCCAGCAAAGGUCACAGAUUGAAGAGCUGCGGAAAUUUGGCAUAGAAUUUAGGCUUCAGUCCAGUGGGGGCAGCUCCACCUCUCCCACUGCUCCAGCAGCAGCUCCUGCUUCCGUCAGUGAUGCCGCCCAGUCCAGCGCGGCCAAGCCCUUGCCCUUGGACGCCCGCCCUGCGUCAGAGUCCCAGCCCCCUGCUCCCAGCUCUUCCCAGCCUCAGGCCUCGCCCGCUCCCCCUGAGGACGCAACCAAGGAUGCUGCGAUCCCAUCGGGCACCGCGCCCACCAACACAGCAACACCGCUUUCUGACAGGCAGUCACCAGCCACCCCUCAGCCUGCAAGGACCCCUGGCAGUGAGGAUCUCAAGUCGGACACAGCAGAACACACAGAGGGUGUAGCAGAUCAAGUAAAGAAAUCAACCUUAAACCCGAACGCUAAAGAGUUCAACCCAAUCAAAGCUCAAAUGCCCAUGACAAAGCCCAACACUGCCCCCACCCCCCCUCGGCCUACUCCUCCAAGCCCAGUUGUCAUGCCGCACGGUCAGGGUCCAAUCUCCUCCUACACUCCUUACCUCUCCUAUGUCUCACAGAUCCACCCUGUGCAGCCUCCUCCCAUGUACCAGUACACCAUGUCCACUGUCAGCCAAGGAAAAUACCCACGGACCAAAGGCUCUGUGGUGGCUCCGCGCUCUGACCACGGCGCCUCCGCACAGCCAAUGCUGCAGGCAUCAGCAGCAGGGGCUCCUCUGGUGUCUCCCUAUCCUCAGUCCUACCUGCAGUACAACCCUCAGCAGUACAGCCAGCAGCAGGUCAUCCAGGCCAUGACAACCUACCCUGGACAGCAAAUGUACUCCAUGCUUCAGAGUGGAGCCAGGAUGAUAAGUCAGGGUGGUGGUCCCCACCCACAAGCCCUCGGACCGCCAGGAACCCCACAGUUCCCCACACAAGGCGAUGGGUCUCAGGGGCCACAGCAGGGCAUCUAUGCUCCGCAGUCAUUCACCCAUCAUUCAGGCGCCGUUCAUCAGCCUCAGCCAUCCUCAACCCCAACAGGCAACCAGCCCCCACCCCAGCAUGCUGCUCCCAGCCCCGGACAGAACGCCCAGUCUGGCCCACAGCCUCAGUCUUUGUACCACUCAGGUCCUUUGUCAGCACCUACACCGCCUAACAUGCCUCCAGGUCACACGUCUCCACAGGGCUCCUACCCCAUUCAGGGCUACAGCAUUCACAGCCACCAAGGCCUCCCGCCCUCUUACCCCCUGGGGCAGUUAGCGCAGGCCCAUGUACAGGGAGCCAUGUCAGGUCCUCACCACUCAGGUAGCCACGGUCAGCCACAGUUGGUGAUGUUACAACCUCAACAGGGUCCAGGGGGAGUCCCCCAGCACCCCCAGCACGGACCUCAGCAAGGUGCACCCCAGCACUUUUAUAUAGGACACCCACAAGUGCCGGUACAAACACACCCAGCAUCAUUCCAUCAGCCUGGAAACUAAAUUUUCUUUCCUCCACAACCACCCAAACUGCCCCCCCCCCCCGCCCCCUGCGUGCUGGAUGUGAGGCCCAGGAAACUAUGACUCAUUAUAAACUGACAGAUGCAUACAGAGAGAAGAGAUUCUCACAGCACCUUACUGCUCUGCUGUAAUGUUGUUCAUCAGGACAAACAUCCGUUUCAUUCAAAAGGUAACGGUCAGGACGAGAGGACAGCAGCAACGUCCACCCCCUCCGACUGCUGAGCUCGUCCCCCCGACCCCUUCCUCUUUUUUGAGACGUGAGGAACCUUGCUGGGUGAACCAGCGGGAGCGUGAAAAACAGAUGGAAAAACAGCAACAGAACCUUUAUCUUCCAGGAAUGUGUUUUUAGCCUGGCCAGGUUUUCUAAGUACCACAACACAGACUGUCACGGGACUCCCAUGAACACGGCACGAAAAGAGGGAACGAUCAAGCUGAGUGAGGACUUUUAGCGAAUACUUUUUAAAUCAUUAGUUAAAACCACCCCUUUGCCCCUCCUCUCUCCAGUAGGAACAUUUAAUAAAUAAAUAAAAA
Molecule: messenger RNA, 3678 nt
Organism: Menidia menidia (Atlantic silverside)
Lineage: Eukaryota; Metazoa; Chordata; Actinopteri; Atheriniformes; Atherinopsidae
Source: the annotation of a GenBank genome assembly